UAAAACGACACAUGUUCCGCUCUGAGCGACGCGAUCGCCUACUUUGAAUCGGUUAUUUUUGGGCCUAAACAUUUUUUUUUACCCUCUGAGGCCUCUCAAAAUAAUAAAUGAUGAAAAGAAAUCCAUAAUAUGCGAUUUGAGUUCGAGUGAAGCUGAAAAGUGUGCAAGGAUUUCAAAUACACAAUCGUCCAACAAUCAUUCAAUGAAAGUGAAAACGAAAAGAAAAAUCUAAAAACAAAAAACAAAAACCUCUGAAAAUAAUUUGGAAAUCAACUUCUCCCCACCCCAGUCUCCCCUUUGGAUUAGCUGCAGAAUUUAAAGAAUUUGGUUUAAAUAUUUGAAUUAUGGGCUUAGAAAAGCAUUAUUUGAGAUAUGGACGCACUGCUAGAGAUCACAUACUUGACUGGGCCAGCUGUGGGCGUGGUCGUCGACAUCACCAACAGCAGCAGCAGCAGCAGCAUCACCACCAACAACAACAACAACUGCAACAGCAGCCGCAGUCGCAGUCGCUGCCACAUCAGCAGCAUCAAUCACAGGGUUCACAGGGAUCAACUGCCACAGGGCGACGUUCACGCCCUCAUGUAACACACAGAGGAACGCCGUUGUCCAUGUUAAUAUCGCAUGGCGUUAAGAUUAGCAAUAAUAGACUAGCUGUGAUAAUAAUUGGUAUAGUUACCUUAAUCUUAGGCAUAGUUUUAUCAUCCAUACCCUGGCUAGAUUAUUUUAUACUAAAGAAUUUAAGGCUGUGGAAUGAUACACUAAGCUAUCAUUAUUGGCAAAGACCCGGAGUCAUACGACUAACCAAGGUCUAUAUCUAUAAUGUAACAAAUCCAGAUGGGUUUCUCAAUGGAGAGAAGCCUAAAUUGCAAGAGGUCGGACCUUUUGUCUACAGAGAAGAUAUGGAAAAGGUGAAUGUGAAAUUCCAUGAGAAUAAUUACACAGUGUCAUAUCAGCAUAAGAAGAUAUUACAAUUUGUUCCUGAACUGAGUAUUGAUAAGAAUACGCCCAUAGUCACACCCAAUAUACCCUUGCUGACCCUGACCAGUUUGAGUCCCAAGUUGGGUUAUCUGCUAUCGAAGACCAUUUCGGUGGUAUUGACAGCUGCGAAAUUUAAACCGUUCAUCAAUGUGACAGCCGAUCAAUUGGUGUUUGGCUAUGACGAUGCUCUGGUCAGUUUGGCCCAUCGUUUCUAUCCGAAGCAUAUGCGCCCCAUGGAACGCAUGGGCCUUCUAUUGGGGCGCAAUGGGACAUUAAGUGAAAUCUCUACCAUUAAGACAGGCUAUCAGGGCAUGGAUCAAUUCGGCUAUAUUGACUCGUUAAAUGGAAUGGAUCAUUUGCCCCAUUGGAACGAGGAACCAUGCACAAGUGUGGCCGGAUCGGAGGGAUCGUUCUUUCCGCCGCGCGAUAUAACCAAAUCGAAUAAGAUCUAUAUCUAUGACAAGGAUCUGUGUCGCAUUAUUCCCUUGAAUUAUGUUGAAAGUGUGGCAAAAGAUGGCAUUGCAGCGGAUCUGUUUCGGUUGCCCAACAAUUCUUAUGGCGAUUCUGAGCAUAAUCCGGAGAACAGAUGCUUCGAUUCCAGUGACUAUGAGGCCAUACGAGGACUACAGAAUAUCAGUCCAUGCCAAUAUGGGGCACCGGUCUACAUAUCAAAUCCACACUUCUAUGAUGCUCAUCCCGAGUUGCUCGAAUCUGUGGAGGGCCUGCAGCCGGAUCAAAAAAAGCAUGAAACAUACUUCAAAAUACAACCGAAACUUGGAGUACCAUUGGAGGGCAAAGUGCGGAUACAGUUAAAUCUUAAAGUGACACGUGCCAAGGACGUUUAUCCGGUGCGUGACUUUCGUGAUUUUGUAUUUCCGGUUAUGUGGCUAGAAGAGGGCAUAUCCGAGCUAACACCUGCCAUUAAGCGCUGGAUUUAUCUGGCCACUGUUAUAGCACCGUAUGCCGCUCCUAUUGGAUCGUAUCUCAUGAUAUUUGGCGGUGCAUCUGCCAUCAUAUUCAGCUUCAUACGAGCCUAUCAGAAUUUCGUGUUUGCCCGCGAUCCAACGCUUGAGAUACUCGAAAUGGGUCGUCGUUCGCUGCGUCGCGGCAGCAGUUUCAUUGCCCAUCAGCAGCAUAAGCUAUUGCUUCAUCAUCGCGACAGUUAUUCGCUGCUGCGGCACGGACCGAUGGCCACCUGCAUGGGGGAGGCGGAUAGUGAAGAUGUUCAGCCCAUUAUUGGUGAUGGCAAUUUAGUCAGCCCGGAAAUAUCAUAGAUGAGGAGGUAUUCAAUAGAACUUAUUCCGCGUAAGAUAAUCGUGUGUCUGUCUGUGUGUCAUUUAUGUGCGUGUGUGAAUGUGUGUGUGUAUGCCUGUAUUAGUGUGUGGAUCAUUUAGUCUUACAUUUAGUCUCGUUAUGGCCAAAUUUGUGGCAUAUUUUAUAUUCUUGCCACGGGUUUUUUUUAAUUUUUUGGUUUUUUUUUUUUGGUUCAUUCAUUCUCAUUAUGUUUGUAUUCAUAUUGAUUCCAUUUCUUGCAACCAACACCAAAUCGGUUCUGUAUGUAUUGUAUUGUACUGUAACGUAUUUUGUAGAUAAAUUAAUAAUUCAUUUAAAACAAAAACAAGCAAAAAAACAAAAAAAAACCGAAAGUGUUGAUGAAAGCUACAAAUAAUUGCCUAGUCAUUUUUACAAUGUGAAAAAUGCGAGCUCGUUUCUAGUUGUUAGUUUAGUUAGACAUAUGUAUAUAGAUAUAAAUAUUAUUAUUAUUAUUAUUAUGUGUGUAAAGAAAGACAAAAACUAAAUGACAAACAUUUGUGUAUGUUAAAUAAUUGUA
Molecule: messenger RNA, 2809 nt
Organism: Drosophila willistoni
Lineage: Eukaryota; Metazoa; Arthropoda; Insecta; Diptera; Drosophilidae
Gene: dsb
Product: lysosome membrane protein 2
Exons: 8
Coding region: 345-2252 (635 amino acids)
Cellular component (GO): membrane; cytoplasm
Molecular function (GO): scavenger receptor activity
Source: RefSeq, a predicted model, not a curated record